UGAUUUCAUAAACCUCCACAGCCUGACUCUGCAGCUGAUGAACUCAGGGGAGGUGAUAGCAUGAUGGUUAAUCACUGAUCUCUUCAUGGGUUAAUAAUUUGAGGCCGUUACUCAGAGGUGCUGGGAAGCAGGAGCCGCCUUAUGAGAGAAAAUCACGUCUUUUGGUUGUUAAGGUGGAAGAAACAACAUGAGCAGAAGCCAGGAGAACGGCACACUCUGGAGACUUGUGCUGUUAGGAGGUGCUGAUCUUGUGGUGGAGGAAAAUUGUGUGUUGUGGAACAAAGAUGGCCCAAGACUGAGCUGGCCACCUUCAGUGUCAUCCAAACCUUCAGAGGACCCAGAAAAACCCUUUGAAGGGACUGAAGAUGUUGCCAUGGAGAACACCCCACUGAAGGAAUGUGUAGAGGUAGCAGAAUUUAUUACAAGAAGAAGAAGAAGAAGAAGAAGAAGAAGAAGAAGAAGAGGAAGAGGAAGAGGAAGAGGAAGAGGAAGAGGAAGAGGAAGAAGAAGAAGAAGAAGAAGAAGAAGAAGAAGAAGAAGAAGAAGAAGAAGAAGAAGAAGAAGAAGAAGAAGAAGAAGAAGAAGACAGGGAAAUUUCAAUCCCUCAGCAUCCAAAAGCAGGCAGACUAUCAAAGCAGUAACUUGGGCGUAAGAAAUAGCACUGGAAGCCAGUUAGCACCAGCUUGAGAAAGAGGAGACUUCUCAGGAGGCGAGAAGAAAAUUUAGGUGCUCUGAUUGACAUGUAGAGAAGAGAUGCUGAAAGGAGGAUGUGCUUUACAAAGCUAAGAGACGGCUGGCCAGAAAUCAGAGAGUAUCAGCAAGGCAAGCAAUCAGCAUGAGCUACGCACGGAGUCGGCUUUGUAGGUCAAGGCAAUGUGUUUGGGCUUCAUUCCACCGGCAACGGGAAGACAUAGACAGGAAAGAACCGAGAUCUAAUUUACACAUUUAAAAUUUCUGGCCACAUGGUCAGAGUGAGUUAGCUACCAGAGCAGAGGCGAAAG
Molecule: messenger RNA, 1001 nt
Organism: Meriones unguiculatus (Mongolian gerbil)
Lineage: Eukaryota; Metazoa; Chordata; Mammalia; Rodentia; Muridae
Product: sperm protamine P1-like
Exons: 5
Coding region: 188-652 (154 amino acids)
Source: RefSeq, a predicted model, not a curated record